CUUGAGUAGUAGAGGCACACAGACCUGGUUCAGUUCAGGAUAAGAAAAGAGAUAAGAAAAGGAAGAAGACGAAGAAGGUCUUAUCCAUGGCGCAAGAAACAAAACCGAACGCUUUGAAAACUACGAUCGUUGUGUUAGGUGCCCUAGCUGCUGGAUGGGCCGCCAUUGAACUCGCUUUGAAGCCGUGGCUAGAUGGUGCUCGAGCUGCUAUAGACAAAUCUGAUCCUGCCGUCGAUCCAGAUGAAAUCAACAAGCCAGCAGGUCACGAUUCGCCGCCUGAAGUCGCUGAGGCUGUCGAAGCAGCCACCGCCGAUGCCGUCGAAGCCGCCGGUGAAGACGACUGACUCUUCUUCUUUUUCAUAUUAAUAAUAGUACUGCAAGCCACUACCACUAUUUAGGGUUUGUAAUUGCUGUUAUUCUAUCUGGUUUAAUUUCAGUUAUGAUACUUAUUGCAGUGAGCAAAAUAUAUUUAAUUUUAU
Molecule: messenger RNA, 479 nt
Organism: Impatiens glandulifera
Lineage: Eukaryota; Viridiplantae; Streptophyta; Magnoliopsida; Ericales; Balsaminaceae
Product: outer envelope membrane protein 7
Exons: 1
Coding region: 87-344 (85 amino acids)
Cellular component (GO): chloroplast outer membrane
Source: RefSeq, a predicted model, not a curated record